AUGGGAGCUUCAGCUCAUUUGAUUUGUGAACUGAGAAUCUUGGAAGCUAAAAACAUAGAGCUGAAAUCCCAUGGAAACAUUUUUAUCAGAUACUAUCUCCCUGCAGGAAACAACAACAAAAUCCAACUAAACACCAAACAAAUCUCCACAAACUCAUCUCAAUUCAUCAUGUGGAACCAGUCCUUCUCGUUGGAAUGCUCAGCAUCUGAAGAAUCAAUUAACCACCUCAAGCAACAGACUCUAGUUUUUGAGCUCCGGAGGAGGAGGAAACUCGGGAAGUCGGUGGUUUUGGGCCGAGCCGAAAUGCCAUGGAAGGCUGUUUUUGAAUCACCAAACAUGGAGGUUGACGAGUGUUGGCUUACGUUGGUCACAAUGAAUGGUGGGGAUGUUGAAACUGGUGUCAAGCCUCCUUCAAUACGUGUAUCAAUAAAAUUGAUUCAAGGUCCGGCGAUGGCGGAAAUCGAGAAGCAGAUGAAGAAGAAGAAGAAGAAACAAAGGAUGAAGAACAAUUAUGAUGGCUGUGGAUGCCAAGGCAUUGAUGUAGGGUGCAACUGUGCUGCAGAUUAUGAAAUAUUUGCAAUUGCAGCUGCCAUGGAAGGACUAUAA
This is a messenger RNA of Hibiscus syriacus, 606 nucleotides long. RefSeq lists its product as uncharacterized. Bases 1 to 606 code for a protein of 201 amino acids. Lineage: Eukaryota; Viridiplantae; Streptophyta; Magnoliopsida; Malvales; Malvaceae. The transcript has a single exon. The record is from RefSeq and is a predicted model, not a curated record.